ACAGACAUCACACUGAGGUUGCCCUUUAUGGUUGGACGGAAGGAAGUUACUGGAUCCAUGUUUUUUACAUAAUAAGAGGGCAAGAGUCAGCCAAUCCGCCUUCUCAUGCAUGCUCGCGUGUGAAAUCCUUCGUGCAUGCUACAUACUUGUGGACGAGGCUGCCAUUCCCGUCCGGUGUUAAACUGUCAAAUUAGAAUAGUUGAGUUUUGGACACGUUCUCCAUUCAUCUUUACUGUAAGUUGCAAUAACGGAAGCAACUUGUGGAAGAGGUGUCCACUGUGCGAAGGCCCAGUGUCUGCGCUGCUGUAUUUGGAGCAAGUACCCUUUUCCUUUCACGUGUUUCUUCAAGUUCGACAAGAUGUGGAUGGGCAAAAUUGGACAAAAGUCUGCGGCCUUUAUAAACCACAAGCCCUUCCAUCCAGGCAAUUGGCAAAACCAGGAAAAGAUAUGGCUUGCGGAGCAAAAACACAAGGAGGAACUUCGCAAGCAGGCCGAGCUUGCCGAGCGACGAGCAGAGGAAGUCAAGAUUCAAGAGCUCCGUCGGGCCCUCUACAAUCAAGGAACUGCAGCGUCAACAGCCCAAGUGUCGCCCAAGAUCCAGGAUGAUGGCGCAGCCAGGAAGGCUGCCGCUAUUGAGGCCAAGAAACGCGAAGCCGCACGAGCUGCGGCAGUUCGCGCUGCAGAACUCAGAAAGGGAAUGGUGAAGAGUGUUCUCUACGAAGAGGAUGUUUACGUGGGAAGUCACACUCACGUUUGGGGUUCCUUCUUCGACAAAGCCACAAACAGGUGGGGGUUCAAAUGCUGCGGUAUCUGUGACAAGAAGGUUCUCAAAUGUCUGACUACAGCUGCGGGAACAGCAGAGAAGACUACCAUUCGAAAAAACCGGAAGAGGCAACGAGAGGAAUCCGACAGCCCGGAACAUGCGAAAAACGAACCAGUUGGGAAGGACAGCGGAAAGGCGGAGUCCUUCCAGGAGGGAAAGGUAAACUCAGACCGCACAGCCACAGGAUGUGACUCGAAUGGGGUGCCGCGAAGGGAGCCCGCAGUUUCCAGUCAGUCGUAUACGAUACCACUUCAGGGGGGAGACCAAGACGCAAAGGCACAACAGACUGAGGAAAACAAGCGGAAAAAACUCAUGUCAAACAAUCGGUCGCGAGAAGGCGGCCUGGCAAGCGUUCUUCAAUUGCUGAAGGAGGAGAAUGCCUUCGGCGAUGAUGCGAGUUGA
This is a messenger RNA of Toxoplasma gondii ME49, 1225 nucleotides long. RefSeq names its product step ii splicing factor, putative. Bases 359 to 1225 code for a protein of 288 amino acids. Gene Ontology annotation, cellular component: nucleus. Gene Ontology annotation, biological process: negative regulation of DNA-templated transcription. The record is from RefSeq and is a predicted model, not a curated record. Gene Ontology annotation, molecular function: transcription corepressor activity. The transcript has 2 exons. Lineage: Eukaryota; Apicomplexa; Conoidasida; Eucoccidiorida; Sarcocystidae.